AUGCCGUGUCGUGCAACUAGGUCAGACGCCACCGUCGGUGCGCAAGAUCAACAGAAUUCCACGUCGGACCUCGGGACCAACUAUGCCCUCUUCAAAGCUUAUCCCGAUAGUGAAAACGUCACUAUAACUCUUAGCUGGUUAGGUCAUGAGGUUAACAUGGAUAGGAAGAGGAACGAACCUAUCGGAACUACAAUAACACGUUUGAAACGGUCGCUGCAAAAGUUUGUCAAUGUAACAUCCAAAGGUGAUAAAAAUGCGGUUUCUGAUAGAAACGCGCCCAGCACUUCGGGCGUACAGGUGAAAGCAUCUCAGGAUUCUGGUGUCAAGACAAAAGGUGAAUCGGGGCCAACCUCGACGGUAGAUCCAAGUUCUUCGGGACUGGCAUCUCAAGAGGCAGGGCCUAAAGUCCCAGGCAAUUUUUCUAUAAGUUUUAUGACAAAUACCUUCAAACCUUUUGAUUUACAACAAACGUUGGUGGAGGUAGCACACGAAGCAUCAUUCCUAUCCAUCAAUGACACCCUACUUAAAAUCUUCAACAAUAUUUUUCGUGUCAUGGACGUCAAAAUUGGUCAUAAGGCGGUAGUUGGUUGUCCUGUAACUGUGGCUAUCCAUACGGACGGUCCGUGUAAUUACAAAGACCUCCUUGUGGAGUGGCUGGAUGAAAAAGACCAACCAUUGUACAAAGGUACCGUUUAUAUUCCGCCAGAAGCAAUGAACCGCCGUAGAAUGAAGGUCAGAGUGUCACACAAAAAGAUGACGUGGAAUAUAGUGGAAUCUAAAUUCUGCAAAGUUGUUGAUGCGCCUAGAAAUCGAUGGCAGCACGAACGCGUUGCACAUUUUAAUUCCGCGCCUGUGGCCACUACGGCGGAUCCAAUGCAAAGUGAUGUAAGGGACCUUAGGGUUAUGUCAUUCAACAUCUUGUCGCCAACGUAUGUUUCGACUGAUGAAGCCAUUCAAAGGUUCUUUCCGUACUGUCCCCGCGAGUGGCUUGACAGUUGCUACCGUAACCCGCUGAUUCUUCGUGAAAUUCUUAUGGUGAAACCACACAUCUUGUGUGUACAGGAAUGUGCAACAAGCGCGUACCGCGAUUACAUAGAGCCUAUACUUGGUUCACAGUACCAUUCUUGGCUUACAAUAAAGAACACUACCUCGGAUGAGGGAUGCUGUAUAUUCUUGCAACGAGGUAUAUUUGAUAUCUUAGAAUCUCAGAGUCUAACUUUCAAGGAAGAGGUCCGUAAGCCAGAAUACCGCGAAGUGCUAGCACGCAUAGGUGUCGGUAAUUGGUUGAACUACAACGAAGUGACCUAUUUCAACAGGUACCACACUAUUUUCCAAAUGUUAUGCCUAAAAAACACGUUGGAUGAUAAGAAUAAUUAUCUGUUUUUGGCGAACACUCAUCUGUACUUUCACCCUAAUGGCCGGCAUAUUCGUCUUCUACAGACCUAUGUGAUGCUAAAUGAAUUGGAACGUUUUAAAGAAAGGUGCGCUCAAAGAUACGGGUUUGACAUUGACACUGAAUCUAGCACAAUCAUCUGCGGAGAUUUUAACUCCUUUAAAACCGAAGGAACCUUUCACCUUAUGGCCAACGGAUGGGUACCUUAUAAUCACGAGGACUUUGACUUUGGCCUCAAAUACGUGCAUGAAAAGUUCAACCCAUCACAGCAAAGGGCGCCGUUUCACUUCACAAGAUCGGGAACUGUCUAUUACCCGCUUGAGACGAAAGAGCGUUUAGAGGUUGAAAACUGUAAAGGCUACCAAGAUGCUUACAGUGGUCGUGAACUUCCAUUCACGAAUUAUGUGAAGACUUUCAAUGGUACACUAGACUACAUAUUUCAUUCGAAGAAUCUUAAGGUGAAACGCUGUAUGCCGGGCAUCAGCGAGAAGGAUGCGCAGGAAUUUGAAGGUCUGCCUUCUAAAAUAUACCCUUCAGAUCACAUAUCCAUAGCUGUCGACUUUUAA
Molecule: messenger RNA, 1959 nt
Organism: Babesia sp. Xinjiang
Lineage: Eukaryota; Apicomplexa; Aconoidasida; Piroplasmida; Babesiidae
Product: putative phosphodiesterase
Exons: 2
Coding region: 1-1959 (652 amino acids)
Biological process (GO): nuclear-transcribed mRNA catabolic process, deadenylation-dependent decay
Cellular component (GO): mitochondrion
Molecular function (GO): 3'-5'-RNA exonuclease activity
Source: RefSeq, a predicted model, not a curated record